AUGUGGAAGCUGCGUCGGCUGUUGGGACCCGAGUUCGAUGAGUUUGAUUUCCUAGUGGGGGCACGACAGGCGGCCACUCAGAUGAUCGAGGCGGUGCGUCGGGCGGACUGGAGUCGCAUACGCAGCUGCUGCACAGAUCAGGGCGCUUGUGCCAUUUAUGGACUAACCCAGAGUCAACGGAAAACCCAAUACACGCAACUGGUGCGCUUUGAGCGACAGCAUCUGUGCCGUGUCGAACCGGUGACUGUGCAGCGUCUCUGCGAGGAUGGACGCAACUAUAUUUAUGUGGAUAUUGCUUUUGUGGGACUGCGCGAUAUGCGCGACUUUGCAUGCAGUGUGGAGCAACAGGAGAUGUGGCAGCAGAUGCGGCAGGUGCUCCGAAAAUCUCAAAUACCCGAACAAUUGGCACCCACACAUCGCCGGAUAGUCCUAGGCGAGUUCCAAAUGACGCUGCGCAAGGAGCUGCGACCUGAAGAGUCAGGAGGAACGGACACCAAGGGUUGGCUGGUCGAUUUUUACAAAGUGUACGGCUUCAGACUGGUAAACUACAGUCCCGUAACGUUGCAGUAUCGGGUCAUUGAGUUUCUAAAACCAGUUUAA
Messenger RNA from Drosophila grimshawi, 600 nucleotides. RefSeq lists its product as uncharacterized. Gene Ontology annotation, biological process: inner mitochondrial membrane organization; protein insertion into mitochondrial inner membrane from matrix. Gene Ontology annotation, molecular function: ribosome binding. Bases 1 to 600 code for a protein of 199 amino acids. Gene Ontology annotation, cellular component: mitochondrial inner membrane. The transcript has a single exon. The record is from RefSeq and is a predicted model, not a curated record. Lineage: Eukaryota; Metazoa; Arthropoda; Insecta; Diptera; Drosophilidae.